CGGGAUUCCCAAUUGUACUGCGGCGCAUUCCGGAGUUCGUGCUGCUGGCGCUCCGCUCAGGCGCCUUCCAGGAGGGAUUUAGAGCCAGCGCUAGGGCAACUCGGCCGGGUUCACGCCCCUCACCUGCGAGCCAGAUCCCCGGACCCGCCAGCAGAGAUCCCAGUACUGGGUUGUUCCAUUGUGUUCACAUAGGUGAAUCCGCGCAGCAGCGUUAACUAAGAAAAAUGGGGAAACAGAACAGCAAACUUGCUCCUGAAGUAAUGGAGGAUCUUGUGAAGAGCACAGAGUUUAAUGAGCACGAGCUUAAACAGUGGUACAAAGGGUUCUUGAAGGACUGUCCAAGUGGCCGGCUGAACCUGGACGAAUUCCAGCAGCUCUAUGUAAAGUUUUUCCCAUAUGGAGAUGCAUCAAAGUUUGCCCAGCACGCUUUCAGAACCUUUGAUAAAAACGGCGACGGGACGAUCGAUUUCAGAGAGUUCAUCUGUGCUCUUUCCAUCACCUCAAGGGGAAGCUUUGAACAAAAACUUAACUGGGCAUUCAACAUGUACGAUCUUGACGGCGACGGUAAAAUUACAAGAGUGGAAAUGUUGGAAAUCAUAGAGGCUAUUUAUAAAAUGGUGGGCACGGUGAUCAUGAUGAAAAUGAAUGAAGACGGCCUGACACCCGAGCAAAGGGUAGACAAGAUCUUCAGCAAGAUGGAUAAGAACAAUGACGACCAGAUCACACUGGACGAAUUCAAAGAAGCGGCAAAGAGCGACCCUUCCAUUGUAUUACUGCUGCAGUGUGACAUUCAGAAAUGAGCCGCAUACGGACUGCACACAAGUUUCAAUGUUCCAUUCAGUUUGCAGCUAUUUCCACGACGAUAAAAAAAAAAACCGACAAAACCCGAAAAAUAACAAAACAACAAAAAAAAAUUUAAUUGCUUGGACUACCUAUAAAUGGACUUGCUUCUUGUGUUUGAAACACUCUUGUGCAUGAGAAUGUCAUUUGCUAAGGAAUUUUAAAAAGUAUAUAACAUAUA
Xenopus laevis (African clawed frog) is the source of this 1021-nucleotide messenger RNA. It is a transcript of the gene vsnl1.L, whose product is annotated as visinin like 1 L homeolog. Gene Ontology annotation, molecular function: calcium ion binding. Lineage: Eukaryota; Metazoa; Chordata; Amphibia; Anura; Pipidae. The record is from RefSeq and is marked provisional.